Melopsittacus undulatus (budgerigar) is the source of this 2313-nucleotide messenger RNA. Its product is annotated as translation initiation factor IF-2-like. Lineage: Eukaryota; Metazoa; Chordata; Aves; Psittaciformes; Psittaculidae. Bases 1 to 1557 code for a protein of 518 amino acids. The transcript has 11 exons. The record is from RefSeq and is a predicted model, not a curated record.
AUGGGUGCAUGGCCCCGGCCCCCGGCCCGGGCGCCGCCUGAGAGCGGAGAAAGCGUGGUUAGCGGCGAGCCCCGCGAGAGACGCUCCCGACGCAGCCCUGUGUUUCUAGCGCUCCCUCUUCGGAACUUCCCAGCAUCCAGAGGAGGGACCCGAGGCGAGAUCACCUCCCGGCGGAGCGGGGGAGGGACAUCUCCUCCCCCCCGGCGCCAAGGCUUGUCCCCGACUCUCCUUCGCCGAGGACGAGGCUGCGGACCGCGAAGGUGGUCUCGCUCUAUAGCAAGGGCAAACCCGCUGAUGCGCCGCUCCCUCGGCAGGGCUGAAGCGAGCGGGGGGAAGGGAGGGCGAAAAGAGCCUCUGGCUCUCCCACCAUCACACCGGGAGCGACAUGGAGCCUGGCAGCCGCAGCGAGGGAAGCCCCGCCAGCUUGGCCUGGGGCGAGAAGGGGCUCUCGGGAAAGGCUGGGCUCCCAGCAGUGCCUGCGGGCCGGGCAGAACCUCUACCCUGCGGUGCGCAGCAGCAGCCGCCAGGCAGGCACACGCACGGCAACCUCCGCAAAGGCCAUUCUGUACCCUCCCGCCGCCAGCUCGGGGUCCGGGCUCAGGUGCGCCUGUCGCUGGGGCUGCUGCGGGCGCAGGGCUGCCGGCCGCAAAUCCCGAGCGCAGGUGGGAGCAGCCUUGCCUCGGGUGCCAGGGUGCGACCCCUUGUGAAGGGGAAGCGCGGGAGUGCCCAGUCGCCAAGUGCCGCCGCCCGCGGGAGCUCGGCUGGGACGGAGGGUUUGCGAGACCGCGACGGUUAGCUGCGGCGGGGUGUCUGCCGGCAGGGAUGAGGAGCGCCGGAGCAGCUUGCCUCCGGCUUCGGAGGAGCCUGCAUCCCGCCUGGUCGGGAGCGGGACGGCAGGCUCCCUGCUCUCGAGGAGCCGCAGGGCACCGGGCGCAGGGCGGGAGAAGGACAGCGGGACUCACCCAGGCUCGGCCGGACGGGGUUGGGAUCGCCGCUGUCUCCGCCUGGAGGAACUUUCCAGGAACCGCAUCAUGUGACAGGACCCGCUCCGGCGCCUCCACCGCGACUCGCGGCCAGCCGGGGGCCGACGCACCGAGAGCCACCGCCCCUUGUCACGGCGGGGCAAGCGGUCGCCUAAAACCUUCUCACCUCCCAGUCCCCGCGGGCCUAACCCUCCGCCCAGCGAGGGGCGGCAGACGCGCGGCGAACCAGAAUUGCACUGGCUUCACUAUGUUCAGGAAACAACAGCAGAAGCAACAAAAAAGAGGCGGUGGAGAAGAAGGAGGAUUAUUUUCUUGCAGUUCAGUGGAUAGAUGUUUGCCAGUGAUGCUACCAAUAGAGGCAGGCAUGGCAGGAGGGAGUGCGAGCUUUCCAGUGGAAUAUGUGACGGCAGGGAUCUGCUGCAGGAGUGUCAACUGGGGCAUCUCUGAACUGGACUGGAUAAUCUUGAUGACUUGGGUUGCUUACAAGAACAGUUGUUAUGCGACUAGCUGGCAAGGUUUGUCUGUUCCAUUGGUCAUUCCAACCUCCUGUGGUGCCCUGAGUAAAAAUUACUAGUAAUGUGCUGAUGAACAAGAAGUUAUCCCAGUUAUCGGUCUUUGGGAGGAUUAGGAUUCCUGCGUCUUCUAUGAUACCUAGAAGAAAAACAGUCUGCAGUGAAUGAAAGCUUUGGACAGUCUUGGAUUUCCCUCAUGCUUUCACCCCCAGCAAGUGAUCUCAGCGGAGCCUGCUUACAAGCUGCUACUGAACGCAUCCCGAAGAGUCUGGGCCACACAGUUCUAAGUGAUGUUGCCAUGCUGGGAGCAGAGAAGAAACCAGGCCUGGACAAGAUGGAACUCAAAUGGAUACCGUAUCCUUUUUUCCUGCAGAAUACCCUCUGAAAGAAACCAGUUUCAAAGCUGUUCAGGGUAGAAAAGACGAACAUUUUAAUUUCUUGAAUAUCAUAAAGGUAAAUAAAAUGUGUGCGGUAGAUUCUUCAUUAUUUAUCAGGGGUUUAGAAGUCCUUUAGUUAAGAUACUUACACUUGCCUCCUAAUAGUUAAUGUGGAACAAGACUUUAUUUGCUGAGAGGUACUCUUUGAAGAUACAUCAUCAGUGUUAUAAAAAAGGGUUUCCAAGCUUUGGUUUUCUCACUUUUUAUACUAAUACGUACUUAAGUUUUGCAUCCUUCCUUCUGCGUACUCCACAGAAUUAUUCCCAAACUGUGGAGACAGUGUUCUCACAGGAGAAUGGAUAUUUGGUGCAUGAGCUCUGAAUAACUCCGAGGGAUACAGCACGGCCAUGGGAGGCCCGAGGAAGCCUAAGCAAGCAAGAU